Messenger RNA from Engraulis encrasicolus (European anchovy), 2432 nucleotides. RefSeq names its product transcription factor HES-2-like. Gene Ontology annotation, cellular component: nucleus. Gene Ontology annotation, molecular function: DNA-binding transcription factor activity, RNA polymerase II-specific; RNA polymerase II cis-regulatory region sequence-specific DNA binding; protein dimerization activity. The record is from RefSeq and is a predicted model, not a curated record. Bases 388 to 969 code for a protein of 193 amino acids. NCBI's taxonomy places the organism in Eukaryota, Metazoa, Chordata, Actinopteri, Clupeiformes, Engraulidae. Gene Ontology annotation, biological process: regulation of neurogenesis; regulation of transcription by RNA polymerase II; anterior/posterior pattern specification. The transcript is spliced from 4 exons.
UAAUUCUUUUAUGAUGUUUGUUUGUCAAAUUAUAAGCCUCUGGCUUCAGAUGGAUCAGCGUUGCAUUGGCAACCUUUUGGUGAGUGCGCGCCAUGAACACUUGGAAACAAACGUGCACCUUUAAGUAAAAUAUUUGUUUGUAAAAAGUAACAAAAUGUGUAGUGAGGUACCAAAUAACCCAUUAACAGAUGGUUAUCAUAUUUGGCACCUCUUCUAUUGUUGUGGGCACCUUAGCACCCCACUCCAAGCGCUUUCCUUUUGGCGUGGGGGGCGUCACCAGACGCACAGGGCUAAGAUAUAAGGCAGGCUCCAGCAGCCGAGAAGACACUUCAGCUUCCAACAACCUUGGUAGCAACACUUCUCCUGAUACUCUAAACUACUCACAUAAUGGCUCCUAGCAUGACUUCUGAAACUGCCCCGUCUCACUCCCCGAGACAAACUGUGGCCAUGAAAAAAGAAGCUCUUGAAUUGCGCAAGACGCUGAAGCCUUUGAUGGAAAAGAGAAGGCGCGCUCGCAUCAACGACAGCCUGAACCAACUGAAGGCCUUGAUUCUUCCUCUGACGGGAAAAGAUAACUGCCGUUAUUCCAAGCUCGAAAAGGCUGAUAUCUUGGAGAUGACCGUCAGAUUCCUCAGAGAUAUCCCUACCUCUUCUCCUAAAGAUCAAUCGGAGAGUUUCAAUGAUGGCUACAAAGCUUGCCUCCAGCGCGUCUCCACACUGAUGCCCAAAGUAAACCUGGACAAGGACGCCAGCCAGCGGGUGAACGAGUUCAUCAGGCAAGCGGUGCCUGUUUCUCCGUGCCAGAACUGCUGCGCCCAGAGCUCCAGGAUGCUCCCCCAGAUUCAGCAGAGGCUGGCCGUCAAGCCUUCCAGUGCAAACGGCGAUAGUCACGGUGCCAUCGCUCCCCAGCCAAGCCGACCACAGCUCGCACAGGCACCUGCCGGCUCCAACAUGUGGAGACCUUGGUAGAGACCCAGAGCAGGAGCUCCACCAAAAGACUUUUUUUUGUAAAAUAUGUAAAUAUAAUGUAUUUAAUGUACAAAGUUAUUGUUAGGAUAGACACGUUGUGUUGUCCUUUCGAAAGUUGCUGAUGAAAUGUAAUUCAUCGUUAUAAGCCCAUCGUUUGGGAUAAGUAUUGUAUACUCGUGUAACUAUGCCUCUACCAAUUUCGCGUUGUAAUCGGGCUGGUUCAAAACCAUAAUCGUGCGUUAUGCCUUUAAGGUCAUUUUUCUUUCUACAAACGAAUAUUUAGUCCUCUCUGGGGGUUAAAUGAUUACUGGCUGUAGAAAACGCCUGCGUAAAACCCCAGGGGUUGUUCAAUGUUGAAAAUUUGCACGAUGAACCUCAGUAUUCUGGGUUGGUGCAGAUUAACAUGUAAACACAUUGUGUUAUGAAAACUAAAUUCUCUUAUGGGAGCUAAUCGUGUUGUUUUGGCAUUCAUUGUUAUGCUGACGUGAAUUUUAAUAAAAUUUAUGGGCAACACACUCUCUGCGUCCGUGCGUAAAUUUGGUUGGAACCGUUGAUACCUAUAAACCAAGAAGACAACGCACGCCAUGUGGUGUUUGAUAUGAGUUUUAACAGGAUCUUGUGCUUUUGUGUGACCUAUUUCUUUCAGAGCAGUAAAGUCCACGGUAUUUUAAAUCCACCAAAACCGUUAACACCGUUAACUGACAUGCGUAGACGCUUGAGUUGGGCAUCUGUAUUAAAUGCGCAUAAACGCCGAGGCUGCCGAUGUUCAAGUCUCUGUCUCCCUCUGCAGGCCAAGUCUGGCAUUAUAGAGCUGUCAAUAUACAUUGGUCAGAAAAUUCUCUUGAACUUUUCAUUACACUAGGCCGACGCCAACAUGUUAUUUAUUUAAAGGGUGGGUAGUAGUAGUAGUGAGGAAUACAUAAUAUAAACCACAAAAUAGAUUAUGAACUACGCACUGUCUUGCACCAGAAACACUCUAAUCCGCCAUAUUCUGUGGGCCUAUUGUUUAUCGUGUACAGCAUUUCCUGAUCCUGAUUUUGAGACAUUCUACGCGACACAAAGGACUUUUAUGUGUCGGGCAAUAUUUGUUGAACUGAAUUAUCAGCAGAUCUUUUCUUACACAACUGAGUAGAGCGCACACCCCGUUUAACUAACAGCUCCAGAGACAUGUUGCCUUCUGGGACAGUAGGCGACAUGUAGAAUCCAGUUUUUAGAACUGUGAACUCGCGUGACAUAAUUUGAAAGUUGUUAUGGUUUUAUUCCCCUCAAAUGUAUGUUGGAUGCUGUCUCAUCAAAUGAAACCUACAGGAAACUGAUAAUAAACACAGGAAAUAGACUAUAACACAGGGCACACAUUGCAACAUUGUUACACAUUAACCGGGGCACUGCAGUCUGUGUGACGCGUUUUGUUUACGUUUGAGAGUGAAUCGAUUCAUUCUUAAAAAGCCCAUUCGCCUCAGCAA